Molecule: messenger RNA, 501 nt
Organism: Dentiscutata erythropus
Lineage: Eukaryota; Fungi; Glomeromycota; Glomeromycetes; Diversisporales; Gigasporaceae
Source: the annotation of a GenBank genome assembly
AUGCCUUAUUAUUGUUUAGUAAGCAAUAGUUGGUCAAAUAUCAAUAAGUCUUCAAUAAUAAAUUAUAUGAUAACUACACCUGAUCUGAUUUUUUAUAAGUCAGUUUGUACUAAAGACGAACACCAUACUACAGAAAAUAUUGCUAGAGGAAUUGACAAUAUAAUACAAAAAGCUGGAAUAGAUAAAUUUGUUAGUAUAAUUACGGAUAACACAAACAAUAUGAAAGCCACGUGGAAUAUUUUGAAAAAUAAAUAUCUGAAUAAAGUAUUUCUUGGAUCUUUUGAAUAUCUUAAUCAUGUUUUACGAACUCAAGCUACAAUAUAUGCCAUAGUAGCUAAUAAUAGUGUUGAAAUUAAUGAAAAUAUUAAAUUAGAAAGAGAUAAACCAUAUCUUCCCUUGGUAUAUAAAAUAUUACAAGAAGUAAAAAAUAAGUCUAUGACAAAUUUACAAGUUCUAAUUGAAUUGUGCAAAAAUACUUUACAAGUUACAAGAAAUCACUAG